AUGCGUGAUUCCCUGUGUUUAUUACUACCUUUUCAUCAUCCAAGUUUCUUAUUUUAUACUGACUUAUCAAAUAACUUAGAUUCUCUAUGGUUGAGUAUAACUAAAAAGAAUGUUAAGAAAUAUCAUGGAAUUUUGAUAUACCAUCGGACUAAAAAAAAUUUUUUCUUUGUUUACAUUUGUGAUGGAAACCGAGAACACAAAUAUCAUAGAAGAUAUAAUGCAAAAGAAUGUCAAUAUUUUACAAACACCUAA
This is a messenger RNA of Schistosoma mattheei, 252 nucleotides long. The record is from the annotation of a GenBank genome assembly. Lineage: Eukaryota; Metazoa; Platyhelminthes; Trematoda; Strigeidida; Schistosomatidae.